UCACACUUCAAUUCCCUUUGAUUUCUAUAAUACACAAGCUCCGGAGACUAUAUACUAAUUUUAAUUCUAUUGCUGCUUCUACUAGCUAUAUACAUAUAUAUUUCACAGGUGUAUAAUAUAUAGUUGGAGAUAUGUGGCGUCUUGUGGCUGCAGUGACUAGGAAACUUCAGAACACAAAGAAGAGUUCAAGGGUGGCAGAUGAAAACAUGUUUGAAGCUUCAAACGGGGUUGAACUAGUUAUGUUUCGAGGCGACAGAGGAAGAAGACAACAUGGUUGGAGUGGAAUCUCACUUAUCUAUGGCAUUCUUCAUGCCCCUAUAUCAAUUCUCUCAUGUGUGUCUCAUCCUCAAGCUAACGGAUCAGAUGGGGUUUGGGUUUCGGGUGAAUUUGUUCAGAUUUCUGAAAUGAAUCAUCUUAUGGUAAAUGAUAGCAUGAGAUAUGCAAUUUUGAUGUAGGGAAUUAAUAUGUGAAUACAUAUAUAAUAUAUAUAUAUACUUGUGUAAUUUGGCUUGGGAUUUCACAAGGGGCUAUUUAUAUGAGAUAGAAUGGACUAGCUAGCUAGCUAGCUCUUUUGUCCUCAAUUUUUCAUUUCUUAUCUUAUACUCGCUU
This is a messenger RNA of Abrus precatorius (Indian licorice), 609 nucleotides long. RefSeq lists its product as uncharacterized. NCBI's taxonomy places the organism in Eukaryota, Viridiplantae, Streptophyta, Magnoliopsida, Fabales, Fabaceae. Bases 132 to 455 code for a protein of 107 amino acids. The record is from RefSeq and is a predicted model, not a curated record. The transcript has a single exon.